Messenger RNA from Helianthus annuus (common sunflower), 2037 nucleotides. Its product is annotated as phosphoacetylglucosamine mutase. Bases 225 to 1883 code for a protein of 552 amino acids. The record is from RefSeq and is a predicted model, not a curated record. The transcript has 9 exons. Gene Ontology annotation, molecular function: phosphoacetylglucosamine mutase activity. Gene Ontology annotation, biological process: carbohydrate metabolic process; UDP-N-acetylglucosamine biosynthetic process. Lineage: Eukaryota; Viridiplantae; Streptophyta; Magnoliopsida; Asterales; Asteraceae.
UAAAAGUAUAAAAUUCCACAUAUACCCCUCUCUCUCUCCCCCCAUUCGUUUACUAGUCCGCUGCACGACUCUUUCAAAAUCAUUAUUAAAUAUCUUUUUCUCUCCCCGCCGCGUCCGUACACCGGAGGGAACCCGGGAACAGAUAAAGUCACACACCCACUUUCAUCAAAAUAACACAACAAACCAUACAGAAUUAGAAUUACAGAUCCAACGAAGAACAAAUCAUGAACGAACAACAACAAUCACUCCUUGUUCAAUCCGCUUCUCGUUUCCCACCCCCACAAGGAAUCAAGCUCUCCUACGGCACUGCCGGAUUCAGAGCCGAUGCAUCCAUCCUACAAUCGACCGUUUUCAGAAUCGGGAUACUGGCGGCACUCCGGUCUUUGAAGACCGGAGGAGCUGUGAUCGGACUGAUGAUCACUGCUUCACACAACAAAGUGUCUGAUAACGGCGUCAAGGUGGCUGAUCCCGCUGGUGAAAUGCUCACUCAAGAUUGGGAGCCGUUUGCUGAUUCUGUUGCUAAUGCUCCGGAUCCUGAAUCUCUCAUCCAGUUGAUAGCCGAUUUUGCAAAGAAGGAAGACAUACCACUAAAUGGAUCAAAGGGGGCAACAGUAUUAUUAGGAAGAGACACCAGGCCCAGUGGUGAAUCUCUAGUUGAGGCUGCAAAACAAGGAAUCUGUUCAGUAAUAGGAGCUGUUGGAAUUGAUAUCGGUGUCGUAACAACCCCACAAUUGCAUUGGAUCGUACGUGCCAGAAACAAAGACUCGAAACCCUCCGCCUCUGAGCUUGAUUAUUUCGAUCAGGUUUCCACCUCUUUCAGAUGCUUGAUAGAUCUGAUACCAAACAAGAGCCAACAUGGAAUCGGGAAGCUGAUUGUCGAUUGCGCGAAUGGAGUCGGUGGGGAAAAACUUCAAGUUUUGAAACAAAAGUUAAAUUGGUCGGAUGUAGAAAUUCGUAAUUCCGGUGAACAAGGUGUGCUAAACGAACAAGUUGGUGCUGAUUACGUCCAGAAGGAUAAGGUUGCUCCGCAGGGGUUUGGUCCUCCUGAUGUUGGCGUAAGGUGUGCAAGUCUAGACGGAGACGCUGAUCGUCUUGUAUACUUUACAAUUAUACCAAACGGAAACAACCGAAUAAACUUGGUUGACGGGGACAAGAUUCUAUCGUUAUUCGCUUUAUUCAUCAAAGAUCAACUAAGCAUUCUCACAGACUAUACAAACGAAUAUCAACCUCGUGUUGGUGUUGUGCAGACCGCUUAUGCUAACGGUGCAUCAACCAAAUACCUAAAUCAGUUAGGAUUACAUGUCAUAUUUACGCCAACAGGAGUCAAGUAUUUGCAUGAAAAGGCACACGAGUUUGAUAUUGGUAUCUAUUUUGAAGCAAAUGGUCAUGGAACCAUAUUAUUCUCUAACCGGUUCUUACGUUGGUUAGAGGAUAAAAAGUCAACAGAAAAAAGUUUGGAAAAGCAGAAUGCUGCUAUGAGGCUAUGGGCCGUCAGUAAGCUGAUUAAUCAAGCUGUCGGUGAUGCGCUCAGUGGGUUGCUUUUGGUUGAAGCCAUCUUACAACAUAUGGGAUGGUCAGUCGAAAAAUGGAAUGAGCUUUAUCAUGAUCUACCAAGCAGACAACUUAAGGUAAAAGUUGCAGAUAGAACUGCUGUUGUCACAACAAAUGCAGAAACUAUUGUCGAGAAGCCUCCUGGCAUUCAAGAAGCUAUCACUGCAUUAACAGUAAAAUACCCACAAGGUAGAUGCUUUGUUAGACCAUCUGGAACAGAGGACGUUGUGAGAGUUUAUGCAGAGGCACGCACACAGGAGGCAGCUGACGAGCUCGCCACUAGUGUAGCAAAACUGGUUGAUCAGUUUCUUGGGUUCCAUGUUGGAAUGUGAAUCUUAAGUUUCUUUUAAUUGACUGUAGAAUAGAUUUAUCGGCUGGCUGCUAACACUAAUCUUGCAAUUUGAACUACAACAUUAACUGCUUCUGUUACGGCUAGUUUGCUAGCAAAUAUUUGAUUUUUCAUAGCAGAUCAUAUUUUGCUAUCUA